AUGAAAUGCCUGCUGGACCGAGCUGUCCCUAAGGCGGCCCCCACGUCGGCCCCUGAUGAAGCCCCUGAUGAAGCCCCUGAUGAAGUCCCUGAUGAAGCCCCUGAUGAAGUCCCUGAUGAAGCCCCUGAUGAAGUCCCUGAUGAAGUCCCUGAUGAAGUCCCUGAGGCAUGUCGCCGUGGUCAGAUCUGGAGUCUGGAGCUGCGGCAGUGCCAGGCAUCCUGUCUGACCGUGCUGCUCUGUGCUCUGCCCUCUUGGAGCUGCCUGAGGGCCCUCACUCUGCACAGCGACAGUGUGCUGUCCCAUGCUUCUGUCCUGCAGCUGUGCCAGGCCUUACAGCCUGGAGGAGGGCUGACAGAGCUCAGCAUCAGUACCCUACCCUGCCCCUCUCUCCUGGAGCAGCUGCUGGAGGCCUGUCCUCGCCUGCUGACCCUCAGUGCAGAAGUCCACAGCAUUAUGCAUGGUCCAGCCACAGCAAACAGCCACUGUGUCACCUCACUGGACGAUGACGAUUCAGACCACCCCCUGCAGACCCUGAGCGUCAGCAUGAACCAGCAGCCCUCCCAGCUCCUUGCCUUAGCGCCUCUGCUCCAGCGCUGUCGUGGCCUGAGCUCCCUGCACCUGUGUGGGCUGAGACUGCGGAGUGGAGCCUGCUACGGCCAGCUGCUUUCCACUAUCACUGGCGUGUCACUGGUCCAUGGCGUGUCCAGGCUGCUCACACCCAGACACGUCAUGGACCAGUGA
Messenger RNA from Knipowitschia caucasica, 741 nucleotides. NCBI's taxonomy places the organism in Eukaryota, Metazoa, Chordata, Actinopteri, Gobiiformes, Gobiidae. The record is from the annotation of a GenBank genome assembly.